Molecule: messenger RNA, 4694 nt
Organism: Lepus europaeus (European hare)
Lineage: Eukaryota; Metazoa; Chordata; Mammalia; Lagomorpha; Leporidae
Gene: SEC31B
Product: SEC31 homolog B, COPII coat complex component
Exons: 27
Coding region: 314-3802 (1162 amino acids)
Biological process (GO): intracellular protein transport; endoplasmic reticulum to Golgi vesicle-mediated transport; COPII-coated vesicle cargo loading
Cellular component (GO): endoplasmic reticulum exit site; COPII vesicle coat
Molecular function (GO): protein binding; structural molecule activity
Source: RefSeq, a predicted model, not a curated record
CUGAGCCCCGAAACCCUGUGAGAGGAGCGGCCGCUGCCCCGCCUGACCUCUGACCUGGGCCCCGGCGCAGGGACUGUUUCCCCAGGAACGCGAAGAUGGCGAUGACCGGCAGGUGGCGCUGGUGACUGGAUAGUGUAUCGUACGGCUGCCCCCCCAUACCUGGCCUCAGAGGUCCCCCGGAAAUCUUGGCGUGGUUGGCAGCCUGAAGCUUUCUUCAAACUGGAAAGUACAUUAGAGAUUAAGUAAAACUACUUAUUGUUUCUGUAGGCGAGACUGACCUGACUAGCUUGCUCAAGCCGCUGAUAGGCAGACCAUGAAGCUGAAGGAACUCGAGCAACCAGCUGUGCAAGCAUGGAGCCCAGCCAGUCAGUACCCUGUGUAUCUGGCAACAGGAACAUCUGCCCAGCAGCUAGAUGCCUCCUUUAGCACAAAUGGCACGCUGGAAAUCUUUGAGGUUGAUUUCAGGGACCCUGCUCUGGAACUGAAACGCAAGGGAGUCCUUUCUGCCUUAAGCAGGUUUCACAAGCUGAUCUGGGGGAGCUUUGGCAAUGGCCUUCUGGAAGGCUCCGGGGUUAUUGCAGGCGGCGGGGACAAUGGCAUGCUUACUCUAUACAAUGUGACCCACAUCCUGUCUUCGGGGAAAGAGCCUGUGAUUGCCCAGAGGCAGAAGCACACGGGGGCUGUCAGAGCCCUCGACUUUAAUCCUUUCCAGGGCAACCUUCUGGCCUCGGGGGCCAGUGAUUCAGAAAUCUUCAUUUGGGAUUUGCAUAACCUGAGCGUGCCGAUGACUCCAGGAUCCAAGUCACAGCAGCCCCCAGAAGAUAUCAAGGCUCUCUCUUGGAACCGGCAAGUGCAACACAUUCUGUCUUCCGCUCACCCCAGUGGCAAGGCGGUUGUGUGGGAUCUCAGGAAGAAUGAACCCAUCAUCAGAGUCAGUGACCACAGCAACAGAAUGCACUGCUCGGGCCUGGCCUGGCACCCAGACGUAGCCACCCAGUUAGUGCUGUGUUCAGAAGAUGAUCGCCUCCCCGUGGUUCAGCUGUGGGACCUGCGCUUUGCCUCCUCACCACUGAAGGUGCUAGACAGCCAUAGCAGGGGGAUCUUGUCAGUGUCGUGGAGUCAGGCUGAUGCUGACCUACUGCUCAGCAGUGCCAAGGACAGCCAGGUCUUGUGCUGGAACCUGCAGAGUGGUGAGGUGAUAUACAAGUUACCCACACAGAGCAGCUGGUGUUUUGAUGUGCAGUGGUGCCCUCGGGUCCCUCCGGUGUUCUCUGCUGCCUCCUCUGAUGGCUGCAUCAGUGUGUACUCUGUGAUGGGUAGGAGCUGGGAAGUCCAGCACAUGAGUCAGGCUGACAAGAUCUCCUCUUCCUUCAGCAAAGGCCAGCCUCUCCCGCCAUUGCAGGUGCCAGAGCAGGUGGCACAAGCAUCACUGAUACCUCCCCUGAAAAAGGCCCCCAGAUGGAUCAGAAGGCCAGCAGGCGUUUCAUUUGCUUUCGGGGGAAAGCUGGUUACCUUUGGCCUUCCCAGCACUCCUGCCCAUCAGGUGCCACAGCCUUGCCCCCGCCUAGUCUUCAUCAGCCAGGUCACCACAGAAUUGGAAUUCCUGACGCGGUCAGCUGAGCUGCAGGAGGCCCUGCGGUCAGGAAACCUCCUGGGUUACUGUCAGAACAAGAGCCAUCAAGCUGCACUGCGGAGUGAGAAGAUGCUCUGGCAGUUCCUCAAGGCAACCUUGGAGCCAGACUCCAGAGUGAAAUUCCUGAAGCUUUUAGGAUACGAUAAAGAUGAGCUUCAGAAGAAGGUGACCACAUGGUUGAAGAGUGACCUGGCGCGAGGUGACAGCCCUCAUCCCAAGGAAGAUGAAGGCGACAGUAAUAGACAGCGGGCCUUCUGCAGCCAGGCCUCCAAACAUAGCACAGAGGAAGCCUCUGCCUCAGCCUUCUUUGAUGAGCUGGUGCCUCAGGACAUGGCUCCAUGGGAGAUCCCCGUCACAGAAGACACGGAGGGGCUCCUGAGCCAGGCCCUCCUGCUGGGGGAGCUGGGCCCUGCCGUGGAGCUGUGUCUGAAGGAGGAGCGCUUUGCGGAGGCCAUCCUCCUGGCUCAGGCUGGGGGUGCGGAUCUGCUGAAGCGCACACAGGAGCGCUACUUGGCCAAGAAGAAAGGCGGAAUCUCUUCGCUUCUGGCCUGUGUUGUGCAGAAGAACUGGAAGGACAUGGUGUGUGCCUGCAGCCUGAAGAACUGGAAAGAGGCUCUGGCCUUGCUGCUGACGUACUCAAGGCCAGAGAAGUUCUCUGAGCUCUGUGACAUGCUGGGGACUCGCAUGGAGCAGGAGGGCGGCAGGGCACUAUCCUCGGAAGCCAGGCUCUGUUACGUGUGCUCAGGGAGUACGGAGCGGCUGGUGGAGUGCGGGGCCAGAUGCCCCCAGGCUUCGUCCCCCAUGGCUCUGCAGGAUCUAAUGGAAAAGGUGAUGGUCCUUAACAGGAGCUUGGAGCUACUGCGGGGUCCCGCUGGGGUGAGCCCAGGCCCUGCCACAACCCACAGGGUCACUCAGUAUGCCAACCUCCUGGCAGCUCAGGGCAGCCUGGCUACUGCUAUGGACUUCCUACCGACUGACUGUGCUCAGCCGCCAGUUCAGCAGCUGAGAGAUCGGCUUUUUCACGCCCAGGGUUCUGCUGUCUCAGGCCAACCACCUCCCCCUUUUCCCUUCCCCCGAGUUGUGGUGGGAGCUAAUCACCGCCCCAAAGAGACACCAUCUUACAGACUGGAGUCGCAGCCCUCUCACCAGGUCCCAACUCCAUCUCCAAGGCUGGAGGCCAUGCCUCAGUCACUGCCAGUGACACCCGCGGCACCUUCCUACCCUGGCCCUUACCAGAGCUCUAGAAUGCAGAGUAUGAGUGACAACAGCGCGCCUGGACCUCAUGCCACCCAGCCUUUGCCUUUGGGCGCUGGGGGAAGACCUGUUGGAUCGCAGCCACAGCUGUUAGCAGGGCAUGGGGCUCAAGCUCCUAACCCCGUAGGACUCCCUGGACCGUGGCCUCUUCCUGGUCCCCCUCCGCCCAUGGCAUCGGCAGACAUCCUGCAGCCUGGCCCAGCCUCCCUGCCUGCGCCUCCUGGGCUGCUCCUUCUGCCCCCUGUGAGACCACCGGGCCCCAGCCCUCCGAGCUGCCGGCCAGCAGCCCUGCCCGGCAGCCUCCCUGGGGCACGGCCUCCUGGGGGGCCAGGAGCUGCCCACCCCAGCGCCUUCCCUGCUGCUGGCAUCCUGACUUCUCCAGGUUCCCAAGAAUUCCAGCGAGAUGCUGCAGCCCCCAGCGGGGACCUCCAGAGGACAGAGCUGCCAGCGACAUUUAGGCCCCCAGCACCGAUCACUGCUCCAGUUCGGAGCCUCCCCGCUCAGCCCCCAGGGGUCCUCCCCUCGCAGCCUCCUGUCUCUGGGCGGCACCGGCAGCAGCUGCGGCCUGCGAGGACGGGCAGGAGGGAGCUGCCGCCAGAGCACCAGUCCUUGAGGGCCAGCUUCGAGGCGCUCCUCCGACGCUGCUCCCUGUCUGCGGAUUCGAAGACCAAGAGGAGGCUGGAGGAGGCGGCCCAGCGCCUGGAAUGUCUGUAUGACAAGGUCUGCGAGGCGGCGCUCUCGCCCCACGUCCUGGCCGGGCUCCACGAGGUCGCCCGCUGUGCGGAUGCAGGAAGCUUCGAGCGGGCCCUGGCGGCGCAUGCGCAGCUGGCGGGCUGCAGCAGCUUCAGCGAGGUGUCCGGCUUCAUGCCUGCCCUGAAGGCGGUCCUCACCAUGGCGCAGAGGCUGCGCGCGUGAGCCGGGCCGCCUCUCCUGCUGCUACUGGCCUGCAGAAAGAGGGGGGUUUCUGACAGCUUCUGUUGGUUUUUCCCAGCCCUCUUGCCUGGCUCCCAGGUCUAUGACGCCAUAGGAUUGGGUGCCUGCGUUUUCCUCUUUAUGCCUGGCCGUCUAGGAUCUACCGAGACCCUGGCAGCCGCAGCGGCAGGGUGUGGAGCCAGCCCCUCCCUUUCGUCAGUGCGGUCUCCGCCAGGCCCUGGCCAGGCCUCUUCUCCCCCAGGGACGGUCUGCUGAAGUGGCUUCUGACGGGGUGAAGACGCCUGUUACUUCCAAGUCUACCUCUGCUGGGAUCCGGCCCGUGGGUGUCUGGUGUGCGCUGGGAGGCUGACCUGCCUUCCCCCUCGGGCCUCUGACUUCAUUUCCCAGCUCCAGAUUCUCCUGUAGCCCCAGGGGCCAGAGUUGGCUGUCGCUCACCUUUGAACAGGUCAUGGGCCUGAGGGGUAGAUGCUGAUCAGAGCCAAGAAAGGGAACUUGGGUGCUUCUGAAGUGGAACAGCUCAUGCGCCAGCAGGGUUAGGGUGGCUGGGGUGGGUGCUGGCAGGUGGGGAAGAACUGCCUCUUGCUGGGAGCCGACUUAGGCCGUAGAGGAGGAGCUGAGGGACCACAGCCUCCAGGGAACGGCCUCACCCAUUUCAGCUUGGCUUCCGGCCUAGACUAUUCGCUCAGUGAGUAUACGCCCAAUUCCAGAGUGGGGUUCACGGUAACAAAAGACUUCCAGUGCUGCUUCUGGAGGGUCAGGCCCAGUGUCUCCCAGGGCCACCUGCUCUGGCUGCAGUUUCACGGCUGAACUCUGUGUUUGAUGCACUGAUGUGCUUAAUAGUGCAAUAAAGCUACUACUGGAUUUGGUUUCCUCA